Molecule: messenger RNA, 1583 nt
Organism: Zingiber officinale
Lineage: Eukaryota; Viridiplantae; Streptophyta; Magnoliopsida; Zingiberales; Zingiberaceae
Product: protein ENHANCED DISEASE RESISTANCE 2-like
Exons: 3
Coding region: 293-1039 (248 amino acids)
Source: RefSeq, a predicted model, not a curated record
CGUGGAACGAAUCCCGGUGGUUGUCUCUUCGUUGCGUGCGGACAGGAGAUGCGACUGGGCGGCGCACGCAAAGUCCGUUCUUUGGCCUUUGCUCCCGUCAAAGCGUCUCCAACUACCAGUCUUAAAUUCGCCCGCCGUUUCAUCACGGAAAUCUGCGCAAUCGAGUCAUUCGUCGCCCUUCUUCUCUGCGAUUUUCGCCUCCCGGCCCUCCUCCUGAUUCGACGAACGGAGCGAUCGGAAAAAAGGCUAAAGUUUCUCUCCAUUCGAGAGUCUAAAAUUGCAUUUUCUGCACAUGGCUGGUUAUGACGGUGAGAAGGAUUAUUCGUGGAUAGAGAAAGUGAGAUCUGGAGGUGCAGUUCCAUAUCUUGAACCAGAAAAUUGUUCAAAUGGUUGGGCGACUCCUACAAGUGAUAAUUUCAUGGUUAGAGGUCCCAAUUAUCUCUCAGACAAGAUAAAAAUACGUGGUGGUGAUUACUUACUAGAGCCUCUUGGAUUUGAUUGGAUAAAAGGUCCUGCAAAAGUUAGUGAAAUACUUAGAAAUGCAAAUCACCGUGUCAGGAGAGCUGUUGAUGAUGAAAUUGCAAGAGGUAAUAGACCUUUUGUUUGGGCCUUUAAUCUACAACUUCCAACCAAGGAUAAUUAUAGCGCAGUUAUGUACUUUGUAGCCCUUGAACCUAUCCAAGAUGGAACUCUUAUGGAUAAGUUUUUGAAAGGCGAUGACAGCUUCCGUAAUUCUAGGCUUAAACUGAUAGCUAAUAUUGUUCAGGGUCCAUGGAUAGUGAGAACAGCUGUUGGCGAGCAGGCUAUAUGUAUUCUAGGGAGAGCUCUUUCCUGCAAGUACACAUCAGGGUUGAAUUACAUGGAGGUAGAUGUGGAUAUUGGAUCUUCAAUUAUUGCAAAUGCAAUUGUGCAUUUGGCAUUUAGUUAUGUAACAACUUUGACAGUGGACUUAGCAUUUCUUAUCGAGAGCCAGACUGAAGAGGAACUUCCGGAGCAAAUUCUUGGGGCUGUAAGGUUCUCAAAUCUAAACCCAGUUUAAGCUGGCAUCUGUGAUCUAACAUCUGAUGUGGAUGCUGUAAGCCUCCCACCCUUGCUUCCCACAAGAUUGUGGAGAUCAAUUGGAUUUGGUUUUACUAGCCUGCCGUCACAGGGGAGCUUAGAACCUUAUGCCAACGGAAAUCUUCAUGGAGAAGAUGAUGCAAAGAAGGAUGAAAAUUGAAAUCCCAAAUGCAUUAUAUAGUUCAAGACAACUUUGUGUUUGUACUCGGGCUUCAAGAUAUUACGACGGAUGAUAGACUAACCUCCAUUGAUGGCUAUCUAUUGAACUACCUUGAUGGUGCCCUGCUUCAAUUUUUAUCGAAGAAAGGGUUAUAGAAAAAUAUCUAUGUUUACUUUUGCAGGCUCUCAACUUGCUCCAUCAACACCGUUAUCAUUGGAAAGAUUAUAAUCUUCAGAGAGAGAGAGAGAGAGAGAGAGAGAGAGGUCAUUUAUAAAGAUUAUAUGUGUAUUUGUUCCAGACUUGUACAUUGAAACAUUUCUUUCAGUGAUCCAGUUACUAAAUUAUGUCAUUAUGCUCACUGUCA